AAAACAGUAUACAACCCGCUGCCAAACCUUUCAGUUUCACUUCAUUUUCUUCCCCACUUUGCAUUUUCCCUUCCCUCUCCUUUCACUUUGGAGGAACUGGAAUUAACUGAAAGUUGAGAAGCAGUAGAUUGAACGAAGUAAACGAAGAGGAAAAGAUGCAUUCUUUUGGCUACAGAUUAAAUGGACUGCUAACAUUUUCCUUGACAAUUCUGACCAUAAUGUGUGCCAUCGCAUCUCUCUCGGACAACCUCAAUACUCCUUCUCCUUCUGCAGAAAUCCAGAUUAUAAACAUAAAUAGGUUCCAGAAGCAGCCGCAGGGGAAUGAUGAGGUGAGCCUGACUAUGAAUAUAUCGGCUGAUUUGCAAUCAUUGUUUACAUGGAACACAAAACAGCUUUUCAUAUUUGUGGCAGCUGAGUAUGAAACCCCAAAGAAUUCCUUGAAUCAGGUGUCACUCUGGGAUGCUAUAAUAAUUGCCAAAGAGCAUGCGAAGUUUUGGAUUCACACCUCAAACAAGUAUCGUUUUGUUGAUCAGGGAAACAAUCUCCGUGGCAAAGAAUUCAACUUGACAUUGCAUUGGCAUGUCAUGCCUAAGACCGGAAAGAUGUUCGCCGACAAAAUCGUCCUGACCGGCUAUAGUUUUCCAGAGGAAUAUAGAUAAUGUUUUCUUGGCCUAUGUUUUGAGGUUACUCUAAAAGCAGUGCCAGUAUGUUUGAGGACAUUAAACCUCAUUUGAACUAGAAAGUUCGAAGCGUUGAUACCAAUACGUCAUGUUUGAGGAAAUGGGUUUUUCGCAACCUUUUUUAAACA
Messenger RNA from Hibiscus syriacus, 808 nucleotides. Its product is annotated as signal peptidase complex subunit 3A-like. The transcript has 7 exons. The record is from RefSeq and is a predicted model, not a curated record. Bases 156 to 659 code for a protein of 167 amino acids. NCBI's taxonomy places the organism in Eukaryota, Viridiplantae, Streptophyta, Magnoliopsida, Malvales, Malvaceae. Gene Ontology annotation, cellular component: signal peptidase complex; membrane. Gene Ontology annotation, biological process: protein targeting to ER.